GAGCUGUCCGCCUCGCACGUUUCCAAUCGCAUUACGUGAACAAAUAGCGGAGGGGCAGCGAGCGGGGCCAGAACGGCUUGUGUAACUGCAAACUUGUCAGAAAGUUUAAAAUCUCUCCCCUUCUUCCACUCCAGACACUGUGCGCUCGCCGGGACCGACCGUCGUGCGCCGCUGCUCCCCGUCGUCGUCUUCCAGGACUGGGAAAGGGGGUGCCACGUCCGACGGCGGCCUGGGCUGGGGGCAGGGUCUGCCGUCCGCCCUUGGCACGGCUCACUGCGACCCAUCCCCGCGCCUCGCCCUCCUCCCGGCCCCGAAGAGGUCUCGUUCCUUCGCGGGAUCUGAGCCCCGUCUUCACUCUCUCCCAGCCACGUCCUCCUCCCCGCAGAAAGGACUCGCCGGGAGAGCCAUGCGUUUCGCCUGGACCGUGCUCCUGCUGGGGCCGCUGCAGCUCUGUCCCCUUCUCCGCUGCGCCCCGCAGGCCCCGCGGGAGCCACCCGCCGCCCCGGGCGCCUGGCGCCAGACAAUCCAAUGGGAGAACAAUGGGCAGGUGUUCAGUCUGCUGAGCCUCGGGGCGCAGUACCAGCCGCAGCAGCGGCGACGCGACCCCAGCGCCGCCGCGGCCCCGGGCCCCGACGGCAACGCCGCCCCGCAGCCGCGCACGCCCAUUCUGCUGCUGCGGGACAACCGCACGGCCUCUGCCCGCGCGCGGACACCGAGCCCGUCGGGGGUCGCCCCCGGCCGUCCCCGGCCCGCCGCCCGCCACUGGUUCGAAGCUGGCUUCUCGCCGUCGGGGGCCCGCGAUGGUGGGACCUCCCGGCGCGCAGGGAACCGGACUGCGUCGCCACAGCCCCCGCAGCUCAGUAACCUGAGGCCUCCCAGCCACGUAGACCGCAUGGUGGGCGACGACCCCUACAAUCCCUACAAGUACUCCGACGACAAUCCCUAUUAUAACUACUAUGACACGUAUGAGAGGCCCCGGCCUGGGAGCAGGUACCGACCCGGAUACGGCACCGGUUACUUCCAGUAUGGUCUCCCGGACCUGGUGCCGGACCCCUACUACAUCCAGGCAUCUACAUAUGUGCAGAAGAUGUCUAUGUACAAUCUGAGAUGCGCUGCGGAAGAAAACUGCCUGGCUAGCUCAGCAUAUAGGGCAGAUGUCCGGGAUUAUGAUCACAGGGUACUGCUACGAUUUCCCCAAAGAGUGAAAAACCAAGGGACGUCUGACUUCUUACCAAGCCGCCCUCGCUAUUCCUGGGAGUGGCACAGUUGUCAUCAACAUUACCACAGCAUGGAUGAAUUCAGCCACUACGACCUGCUUGAUGCCAACACACAGAGGAGAGUGGCUGAAGGCCACAAAGCAAGCUUCUGUCUCGAGGACACAUCCUGUGACUACGGGUACCACAGGCGCUUUGCGUGCACCGCCCACACACAGGGAUUGAGUCCCGGAUGUUAUGAUACCUAUGCGGCAGACAUAGACUGCCAGUGGAUUGAUAUUACAGAUGUACAACCUGGAAACUAUAUUCUAAAGGUCAGUGUAAACCCCAGCUACCUGGUGCCUGAAUCAGACUACAGUAACAAUGUUGUACGCUGUGACAUUCGCUACACAGGACACCAUGCCUAUGCCUCAGGCUGCACAAUUUCACCGUAA
Messenger RNA from Peromyscus eremicus (cactus mouse), 1648 nucleotides. RefSeq names its product lysyl oxidase (gene Lox). Gene Ontology annotation, biological process: peptidyl-lysine oxidation. Gene Ontology annotation, molecular function: protein-lysine 6-oxidase activity; copper ion binding. The record is from RefSeq and is a predicted model, not a curated record. The transcript has 6 exons. Bases 407 to 1648 code for a protein of 413 amino acids. Lineage: Eukaryota; Metazoa; Chordata; Mammalia; Rodentia; Cricetidae.